UUAAUCCUAGGUCAUAAUUAUUGCAGUCUUAGAUUACCACAUACGAUGGAUAUUCGAUAAAUGCUAUUGAAGCUGAGUUCUGGAAUUUUUGUGUGGAAUUGUUUCAACCAAUCCAUUCUAAGCUACACGGAACAUUACCAAGUCAAUAUAAUUUCCUGUGUCGUCCCCAUUCUGUUAUUCAACCCUCACACACAAUCAGAGGAGUCAUAUCAGGAAAGAUGAGAUUUAUUUUCUACCUCGUCUGUGUUCUUGUAUCCGUGUUUUCGUAUGAAUCAAUGCAGGCCUCUUACAACAGUUGGCAGAAUGGUUUACAGAACUGCUUGGACAAUGACAAUGGCAUGCCUGUAACUGCUGAAGAUGUCUCGCUAUUACAGAAUAACUCGUGGGUGUAUGCUGCUGAGUUUAGGAUUAACACAGGUGGUAUUAUCAUAGUUCAGAUGAGGAAGGUGGAAGAUAACAAGAUAUGCAAAGAGAAUUGCAACAAGACUUGUCAAGCCUGUGAUACAGAUUUUGUCUUUAACGGCAAGAACAGAUCGUCCCUAAGAAGUCAUCAAAAUACCAUGGAUCAUGGGAUACAUUACAUUAUGAAAGAUUCUCAUUUCGAUGAUUAUCCAGAUCCUGAUGAAUGUUUAGAAUACGAAUUUGCUGUUAGAAAACUGGUAGCUAGAAACUGCAGUGACUUUCGUCAAGUUCAAUGUAUUAACGGUCCCAGAGAAGCUUAUGUAAUGACGGCGUGUUAUCAGGUCUCAGGGGAGGAAUCAUGCUUACCAAACAUUGAGAGAUUGAUGACCACUGAUAGCUACGGCCCACAGGAAUGUAGAUUUCCAGCCUCUUGUCUCGAGGGAUCCUUUUGCCAGAUCAUUCUUACUGGAGGGAUUUUGUUUAUAAGUACCAUAUUCAGCAUAGUUUGUACAAAAUGCUGCAUUAAGUACCAAGUUAGAAGAAUGCUGAAGAACAUAAGACACGAGGAAACCACAACAGAUCAAAUGGACCCCAAGAUAAAAAUAUAUACCUACAACUAUACUGACGAGCAUCACCGCGCCACCCACAGCACGAGUGUCUAAUUACAGAAAACACGACAGAUCGAGAUCUCAAGAUAAAUAUCUAUACUAACGAGCAUCACCACCCCGCCCACAGCACGAGUGUCUAAUCAUAGAAACCACGACAGAUCGAGAUCUCAAGAUCAACUAUACUGACGAGCAUCACCGCCCCGCCCACAGCACGAGUGUCUAAUUAUAGAAAACAUGACAGAUUGAGAUAUCAAGAUAAAUAUCUAUACUAACGAGCAUCACCGCCCCGCCCACAGCACGAGUGUCUAAUCAUAGAAACCACGACAGAUCGAGAUCUCAAGAUCAACUAUACUGACGAGCAUCACCGCCCCGCCCACAGCACGAGUGUCUAAUUAUAGAAAACACGACAGAUUGAGAUAUCAAGAUAAAUAUCUAUACUGACGAACUUCACCGCCCCGCCCACAGCACGAGUGUCUAAUUAUAGAAAACACGACAGAUCGAGAUCUCCAGAUAACAAUACUCACUAGGAUCUCCGCCCCGCCCACAGCACGAGUGUUUAAUUAUAGAAACCACGAGAGAUCGAGAAAAUCUCAAGAUGGAUAACUAUACUGAUUAGCAUCUCCGCCCCACCCACUGCACGAGUAAUUAACUAUAAUUCCAAUAUUAUUGAAUACAAUUGUUUUGAUUGGACAAAAAUAAAUCUCAACCAGAAUUUACACAUCUGUAAAUCCAAAAACGCUAUGUAUACAUACACGCCUGAUAAGGAAUAACAGUGCAGGGAAAAUAUUCAAAUGUUUAACAUUGAUAAUAUAUGUAUAAACUCAGGACAUUUUACCUACAAACUUAAAAUAAAAGUAGUGUGCAGUUUAA
This is a messenger RNA of Ostrea edulis (European flat oyster), 1880 nucleotides long. RefSeq lists its product as uncharacterized. NCBI's taxonomy places the organism in Eukaryota, Metazoa, Mollusca, Bivalvia, Ostreida, Ostreidae. The record is from RefSeq and is a predicted model, not a curated record. The transcript is spliced from 8 exons. Bases 219 to 1064 code for a protein of 281 amino acids.